AUGAAUACUUCGUCUACUGAGUAUCGAACCGAAGCACUGAAGCUUAUACUAUUUGCUGAGAGAACUGAAUGGGCAGCCAAACAUGGCAAACUAAAUGACCAAAGCAAGUCUUUGAUAGACAAUGGGGUAAAUAAGAAGGCUAUACACACUCAAAUGUUCAAGGGUUCAGAGUUUACUCGCACCAGAGAUGCUGGGACAUCUGCUGCAAAUGCGAAACGACAACCAGAAAGGCAUACGGGCAAGACUAGCCCGAAGAAGCCUCUGAAAUCAGAGAGCAAAUCAGACAAUGUGAAUCCUGGAAAACUGCAGGGUCGACAGCGACCUCGGAUUGAUGCAAGAGAAACCCAAUCCAAAUCGACGAACGAGGUUUCUAAUGAUCGUUCCGAGAUUAGCUUUCAUCUUCAACCACUUAAAAAGGUUUUGAACAAUAGCGGAGCUCAAUUGAAUAGCACAGGUUGUGACUGGCGACCGGCUUCUCCUUCUCAGACUUCUUUGAAUCCCGGAAAGGUGGAUUUAAUAGCAAGUGCUCAACAGAGCACAAGCCUGAUUAAUACUCUUCUUGGAGGCAGCAGCGCAUAUUCUUUACCAGAAUUCGGCUUCAUGCGACUUCCAGACCUUUUGAAUCUUCAAAAACCACACACAGAUCUUUUGAUUGGCCGUUCGACAUCCUCCAGGUUGAUUCCGGGUCCAUAUAAUCCAAGCAGUGCUUCCUACAAUUAUAUACCUAGCGUUGCGGCCACCGCCACAGAAGGCCGCAGCAUUCCUCCUCAGCCAAACAGCAGCUACAAUAACGGAUAUAUUACGAGCUCAAAUAACUAUCCAAGCGGGACCCUACAGCAAGAAUCUUCACAAGAACAACUGAAUAAUGCUGUCUGCUUCGAGCAAGGAAGGACUACCUUCAAAGCUCCGGUACCGAUUGUCAAGAACCAAACUUUGCCAAAAUCCAAGCAAAGCAUCCAAAAGAACAAAUCUAAGCAAGCGUUUGAACCAUCGAAACAUGAAAAUGCUCAAACAAAAACUGCAUUAAAGCCAGAUAGGCUGGGAUAUAGAGACAAAGUGAGGAAGAAAAAACUCAAGAGUUUGAAACGGAUGAACACUAUAGCGAAAAAGUACAAACUGUGA
Messenger RNA from Torulaspora globosa, 1122 nucleotides. RefSeq lists its product as uncharacterized. Lineage: Eukaryota; Fungi; Ascomycota; Saccharomycetes; Saccharomycetales; Saccharomycetaceae. The coding region runs from base 1 to 1122 and encodes 373 amino acids. The record is from RefSeq and is a predicted model, not a curated record. The transcript has a single exon.